UUUUGUUAUUUACAAAUCAAUUGCGAGCCAAACAAUUAAGGGAACCGUUGUAAGUCUUCAUAGCCCUGAAUGCCGCUUUCUCUCCUUUCUCUCUCUCUCAUGGAUGAACAGAAUCAAGAAGAAACUCAUCAAUCAAAACCCAGAACCACCCUAUUUCUUUCUUGUUUUGGAUUUUCCGGGAAAAUUGAGGUUUCCGAAAAAAAAUCUUCAAAAUUUCACAAGCCUUGGUUUUCACGGUCAACGAUUCUCCGGAAAAAGCCCGGCGCCAAAACCGUCCCUGUCGACUCUACAGAUUCUGAGAAAGUAAUACACAGUAAAAAGACUACUUAUUGCAAAUCAAAGCUCAAGCGGAACUCCGAUCAAAUUACUCCAAAGCGUCAAAAUCCGGCAGUCAACGAUAAGAAUCCAGGAAGAAAACAGCAACCUAAAGAGAAAAUCAUCCUCGAACAUGGGAAACACAUGGACCAUGCGAUGGAUUCUGUAGCAUCUCCGAAAAACCUGUCGUUUCGCCGGAAAAUAGAUGCUAUAAGAACAGGGUCAAGUCAACCCGGUUCACUGGAGGACAAACCCCAGUCCCAUGCAACCGUUGACCGCUCCAUAUCGCUGCCGUCAGCAACUCAUCGGGUAGAAAAAUCGCGGGUCGGUCCAAAAAAACCUCGCAAAGAAAAGUUUGACCCGGUGAUUGGAAUGUCGAUAGUGAUGGUGACCUUGAUAAUAAUGUUGCUAUGGGGUCGGAUGUGUGCUAUUCUUUGUACAUGUGCGUGGUUAUAUUUCGUCCCAAGGUUAAGAACUCAGGAUGAAAUUGGCAAAAACGGUGCCGUUGCUGUCAAACCGGAUUUCAGUUCAGAAGAGCAUAAGAAGAGAGUGGUUAUGGAGGGAUUUCUUGACAGAAACCAUCGGUCUUUGUUGUAAUUUUGUGUUAAAUGGCAUUUUGUGUAAAUUGUUUGUAGAAAUAUGGAUUUGUCAGAAAAUCAAAAUAAAGGAUAAUAGUCAAUUUUCUAGAA
Molecule: messenger RNA, 1004 nt
Organism: Jatropha curcas
Lineage: Eukaryota; Viridiplantae; Streptophyta; Magnoliopsida; Malpighiales; Euphorbiaceae
Source: RefSeq, a predicted model, not a curated record